This is a messenger RNA of Porites lobata, 345 nucleotides long. Lineage: Eukaryota; Metazoa; Cnidaria; Anthozoa; Scleractinia; Poritidae. The record is from the annotation of a GenBank genome assembly.
AUGGCAGCUGGCCGCAGUUUCAGGCUCUCAGCAAAUUUAUGUGUCUUUCUCUGUAUUUACGUGGCUUUCGAACGUCAUAGGAUUUCAUACUCAUGGGAGAACACCUUAUCAGACGACAGAGAAACAUUUUUCAUUUCACAGAUCAAUUGCAGGACUGAAAUUGCAGCAGCUUCAUUUCGCCAAAGUCAACCGACCCAUAGGUACGAGUUUGAUCGCCUUCAGAAGGGCGUAAUGCUCUGUAAACUUUUUCAGCACACCUGCUUUGCCCUGACUCUUAUUGCCUUGGCUGGAGAUAUUGAGUCAAAUCCUGGCUACCUGACAUUCGAUGGUAUUAAGACCACUUGA